This is a messenger RNA of Dicentrarchus labrax (European seabass), 1997 nucleotides long. It is a transcript of the gene map6a, whose product is annotated as microtubule-associated protein 6a. The record is from RefSeq and is a predicted model, not a curated record. Gene Ontology annotation, molecular function: microtubule binding; calmodulin binding. NCBI's taxonomy places the organism in Eukaryota, Metazoa, Chordata, Actinopteri, Moronidae. The coding region runs from base 235 to 1629 and encodes 464 amino acids. The transcript is spliced from 6 exons. Gene Ontology annotation, biological process: regulation of microtubule cytoskeleton organization; cytoskeleton-dependent intracellular transport; microtubule cytoskeleton organization. Gene Ontology annotation, cellular component: Golgi-associated vesicle; cis-Golgi network; microtubule.
CAGGCGGGCGGGGCAGUUUUUCCUAGCAGAGCCCUGCCGUGGAGUGAUGUAGCAGGACGUACGGGACAGAGCGGGCACCGAGGGAAGCACAGCAAACUAUUGGAGCCAUCCGUGCAGCGUGACACACGGACAUCUUGUUUCUCUCACAUCAGGACACCGGAGUGUACAGACCUAUUUUUGUUCGUUUUGGACCCGGUGCCGAUUGAAUUGUAGUGGAGCUCUGUAAAGCUCACCAUGGCGUGGCCCUGUAUCAGCCGGGCGUGCUGCAUGGCCCGCUUCUGGAACCAGCUGGACAAGGCUGACAUUGCGGUGCCUUUGGUCUUCACCAAGUACACGGACGCCUCUGAGAUGCAGCACAUCCAGCUGCAGCCGCCGCUCCACCCUUCCCAGGCCCGGGUCGCCAUAGAAACGCAGCCGUCUCGCGCAGAAACCCGCACCCAGACGGCGGCACGCGCGCCGCGAAGGUGCGUCUCCGAGGAGCGCGUGUGCAGCUCGGUGAUGCGCGAGGACUUUAAGCACUGGAAAGUGAGACCCGAACCGAGCUGUAAACCCAAGAACGAGUACCACGGACCGGAAACACCGUUCAACAGCGAGACCCAGUACCAGAAGGACUACAAGCCCUGGCCUAUCCCGAAAAGGUACGACCACCCCUGGAUACCAAAACCGCAGUCAACCGACGACCGGGCACCGGACAGGUCCAGGCACGCGAAACAGCACCUGGCGUCGGCGGAUGCGGACAGCGGUGUGGAGAAGAGUGCUAUAGCCGACAAGGUGCAGGAGAAAGACCUCCUCCAGGGCCAGGAGAGGAAAAAGAAGUCCAGUAAACAGGAGGGGGUGAAGAAAGUUGUCCUGAAGGUGGAAGGAGAGGGCAAAGGGAGGGCGGCGGCGGAUGCGGUGAACAGACAGAUCAAAGAGGAGAUCGCAGGCGGCAGCUCGUACAAAACUGAGUACAAGGCUUACAGAGAUGUGAAGCCGGCAAAGAUGAUCCGGGCCAAGUCCCAGUACCUGCCACCGACUGGGAAGGCCAGCCUAGAGACUAGCUACAGUGCCAACUUCAAGGGCCAAGCCCCGCUGCAGCCUGCCGACAACAAGGCCAUGGAUAGGAGGAGGAUACGCAGUUUGUACAGCGAGCCUUACAUAGACCCCAUCAAACAGGUUGACAGGUAUAGUCCCACUCGUUCUAAAUCCAAAAGGCCUGGAGUCAAGGCGGCAGGCCAGAGCAAGCCUGUGAAGAAAGCCAAAGAUAAGCAGAGUGCUGCACUGAAGGGCUCCAAGAAGACGACCUCGGAGAACCAGCCCGAGAACCGGCCAGCGGUGGGGGACAAGGAGAAAAGUAAAGAGAUGAACAACAAACUGGCUGAGGCAAAAGAGGUUGUGCUAAAACAGUACCACUACAUACAACUCUGCCAGCCAAUCCGAGAUAUUGGCUGGGUGCAGACUCUAAAGCAACACCUGUGGGGCUGUGCACUACCCAAUCCCAGAGAUGCUAAAGACGAGCCUCUCCGACCCAGUCAUCAUCAUUCCCAGGGUGCUGCUGGAGGAGAACCACAGCCACUGCUGGAGAGACCCGAACCUCGGAGGAGCAGCGGAGUCGUACGCUUUGCCCUAGAUGGGAACCAGACUGACUAGUUCUGCAGAGGCAGAUACACCUUAUACAGAGACUGCUACUCUGUACUGUAAAUGUCUAGUAUUUGCAACUAAGUUGGAAUAGGAAAAGAGGUGAAUCCCACAAAAAAAACCUCCGCUAUCCAAGAGGGAGCUCACAUAUUUGAAACACGCAUGUUUGAGACAGGUUUUGGCUCUAAGCUCACUGCUGUUUGACCAAUGUCAUUAUUGCAAAGGUGCUACAUCAUUUCUUUCUGGUUUCAUGCAAUUUCUUUAAAACAAAUAUGUCAAUAAUAUUAGAAAUACCACACCAUUAAGUGCUUAUACAACAAUUACAAAACCUGUACUGUACAUUUAUCAGUUUUAGUGUAAAUAAAUAAGCAUAACUUGCA